Eremomyces bilateralis CBS 781.70 is the source of this 3763-nucleotide messenger RNA. Its product is annotated as ANTH-domain-containing protein. Lineage: Eukaryota; Fungi; Ascomycota; Dothideomycetes; Eremomycetales; Eremomycetaceae. The record is from RefSeq and is a predicted model, not a curated record. Gene Ontology annotation, cellular component: clathrin-coated vesicle; actin cortical patch. Bases 304 to 3480 code for a protein of 1058 amino acids. The transcript is spliced from 9 exons. Gene Ontology annotation, molecular function: clathrin light chain binding; actin filament binding; phosphatidylinositol-3,5-bisphosphate binding. Gene Ontology annotation, biological process: actin filament organization; clathrin coat assembly; endocytosis.
CGGGUGAGGAGCUUCAUGUCACGGAGGCAAUCUUAACAUCCGGAUUUCUUGAUAUUGUUCUUUGGACCUUUCACCCAUUGCUUCAACCCUCUAAUUCUCUUUCUACGCCACACUGUACAGGGUGUUUGAUCCCUUCUCUCCGCUUUUCCACAUUCUCCAAUUAAUUGACCUUCCCCAUCGAGUACUUCCUCAAUCGAGCACGUGCAUCAUUAAUCCUCCCUUCCCCAGCUUCCCGCCUCCGGCGCGUACUGGCCGGAGUCUUCGCGGACACAACGGAAGUGCUUGAACGCAUCUCGGACAGCCAUGUCGGCGUAUACUACUACACGCCAUGUUGACAUGGGCAAGCAGGAGGCGGAGCUUGCCAUCAACGUUCGGAAGGCAACGAGUAUAGAUGAGACAGCCCCGAAGCGCAAACAUGUUCGCGCUUGCAUCGUCUACACAUGGGACCACAAGUCCUCGCAAUCCUUUUGGUCUGGCAUGAAAGUCCAACCGAUCCUCGCCGACGAAAUCCAAACCUUCAAAGCCCUCAUCACCGUCCACAAAGUCCUCCAAGAAGGCCACCCGGUCGCCCUGCGAGAGGCCCAGCAGCAUGUCAGCUGGCUUGAUAGUCUCAAGCGAGGGGUCGGGGGCCUUGGUGAAGGCACGAAAGGUUAUGGUACCUUGAUCUCGGAGUACGUCUACUACCUCCAGGCGAAGCUUGCGUUCCAUCGGCAGCAUCCUGAGUUCAAUGGAACUUUCGAGUAUGAGGAAUACAUCAGUUUGAAAUCGAUCAACGAUCCGAAUGAAGGCUAUGAAACGAUCUCCGACUUGAUGACCCUCCAAGAUCAGAUUGAGCACUUCCAGAAGUUGAUAUUCGCCAAUUUCCGAAGCGGAUCGAAUAAUGAAUGUCGUAUUUCUGCCCUAGUACCUCUUGUUCAAGAAGCCUACGGGAUCUACAAGUUCAUCACAAGCAUGCUUCGAGCCAUGCACACUUCAUUGGGCGACGACGAGGCACUCGAGCCGUUACGGGAGCGAUACAACGGACAACACUAUCGACUUGUCAAGUUCUACUACGAGUGCUCCAAUUUGCGUUACCUGACAAGCUUAAUCACUGUUCCAAAGCUGCCACAGGAUCCUCCAAAUCUCCUGGGAGAGGACGAGGAGCGACCGGGGCUACCUGCAAGACCAGCGAAGGAGAUUGAGAAGCCACCGUCGCCAGAACCUAUCCGCGCGCCUUCCGUUGAUCCAGAACCAAUGAACGAAUUCUGGAAAAAUGAGCAGAAGCGGCAGCAGGAUGAAUAUGAGGCGGAACAACGACGGCUUCAAGACCAAUGGGAAGCGGCACAGCUAGCGCAACAACAAGCUGCGCAGCAAGCCCAAAGAGAUUUCGAGGACCAGCAACGUCGCCAAGCGGAUGCACAACGGCUUGCGCAAGACCAGUUGUAUCAGCAACAGCUAACGCAACAAACACAAGGACGACUGGCCGAGCUCGAGCAAGAGAACCUGAGAGCGCGUGCGCAGUACGAGCGCGAUCAGCUGAUGCUCGAACAAUAUGACAAGCGAAUGAAGGCUCUCGAGACGGAGAUUCAGCAGCUGAACUCAAAUUACCAGCAGCAGAUCAACUCGAAAGACGAUCAGAUCCGAGCUUUGCAAGAGCAGCUGAACACGUGGCGGUCGAAAUAUGAGGCCCUUGCUAAAUUGUAUACGCAAUUACGGAACGAGCACAUCGAGCUACUGGCGAAGCACAAGUCCGCUCAGCUCAAGGCCGCAUCGGCACAAGAAGCUAUCGAGCGUCGUGAGAAACUCGAGCGCGAGCUGAAGACGAAAAACCUCGAGCUUGCUGAUAUGAUCAGAGAGCGAGAUCGAGCACUCCAUGACCGCGAUCGAUUGACCGGUGGGCAUAAGGAGGAACUCGAAAAGCUGAAGCGAGAGCUCCGCUUCGCACUCGACAAGGCCGAGAAUGCUGAACGAGGCAAGGGUACCGAAUUGAGCGCCAUGCUCAGCCGCCAUAAUCGUGAGGUUGCAGACCUCGAGGAGGCACUACGAAGCAAGUCUCAGCAGCUCAGUGACCUUCACAUGAAGUUACGGGAUGGAGAUACGGAUCUCGAAAGACAGCUGCGAGAGAAGGAAGAGGAGCUCGAAAUCUUCAAAGCGGGCAUGGAUCAGACUCUGCUAGAGCUGAAUGAGCUGCGACAGACGCACCAGGAUACCGACACAGCCAUCGACGGUCACAUCGACGGGAUGCUCCGCGCAAACGUGCAGAAGGUCUCGGAUCUCAUCGAUAGCGUGCUGCAAGCUGCCGUGGUUCGCGUCGACGAGGCGCUGUACGAGCUGGACAGCACCAUGCAAGCGGGUAACCAGAACGCGUCCGGCGAGUAUGUGCUCAGUCAGAUCGAGAAGGCGGGCCAGAACGCCAUGGACUUCAGCACCGCCAUGAAUGCCUUCAUCGUCGACGGCCCGAACAGCGACACGGGCGAUUUGAUCCGUACCCUCAACAGUUUCUCGGGAUCGGCGGCCGACGUCCUGUCCAACACCAAGGGACUUACCCGGUUCGCGCCCGACGAGAAGAAGAGCGAUGCGCUCCUGGGCGGCGCUCGGCAAGUCGCGCAAUCGACGAUUGGGUUCUUCCGCGGCGUCAUGUCGUACCGUCUCGCCGACAUCGACAAUGACGAGCACAAGCUGGAGGUGGUCAUCCAUAACAAUCUGGAAGUGCAGCGACGCUUGAAGGAGCUGAACAACCUGGCGGAGCAGUUCGCCGGCAAGAGCAGCUUGAAGGACGCCAAAAAUCUGGAGAAUUUGGUCGACAACGAGUUGAACGCUGCCGCUCAAGCCAUCGAUAAGGCCUCUGAGCGCCUCGACAAAUUGCGAAACAAGAACCGCAGCGACUACAGCACCUAUGAGUUAAGGAUUCACGACUCCAUCCUCGAUGCCGCCAUUGCCAUCACCACCGCCAUCGCCCAACUCAUCCGCGCCGCCGCCGCCUCGCAAGACGAAAUCGUCCGCGAAGGCCGCGGCUCCACCUCCCGCGCGGCGUUCUACAAGAAACACAACCGCUGGACCGAAGGCCUCAUCUCCGCCGCCAAAGCCGUCGCCUCCUCGACCAACCUGCUCAUCGAGACCGCCGAUGGCGUCAUCUCCGGCCGCGGCGUGUCGAUGGAGCGCCUCAUCGUCGCGUCCAACGACGUUGCCGCGUCUACGGCGCAGCUGGUGGCCGCGUCGCGUGUCAAGGCCAGCUUCAUGAGCAAGAGCCAGGAGCGGCUGGAGACGGCGAGCCGCGCGGUCACGAGCGCGUGCCGAGGCUUGGUCAGUCGCGUGCGGGAGAUCAUCGCGGACCGGGACCGCGGGGAUACGGAGACCGAGGAUUAUACGAAGUUGAGCGGGCAUGAGUUCAAGACGCGGGAAAUGGAGCAGCAGGUGGAGAUUCUGCAGUUGGAGAACGGGUUGGCGGCGGCGAGGCAGCGGCUCGGGGAGAUGCGAAAGUUGAGCUAUCAGGAAGAGUAAUUGUUGAGGAAUGGAGGAAGGAUUUGCUCGUUUCACCGCGGAGGUCGUUUCGUUUUGCUGCACAAAAUUUGAAUCUUGUUUAGCGGACUGGAUGCGGAGAAUGUUGAUAUCCUAUCUUUCGAUCGUUGUUGUUUAUUUACAUGAGUUUCCAAAACAUGUGUUUCUCAAACGCCGAAGCUGAUGCUGCUUAUACUAAUGUCUGUUUCCCUUGAGGCGACUGACUCACCCCUUGAGCCCAUCAGCCCACCAUCCAUGCCACAUGCCUCGACCGUAUGUCCACCAC